AUGAGCAGCCCUAGCGAUUUUAGAAUCGAAAGAAAUGUCGAAUUAUCAGAGGAGACGAAGGCUAUAGCUGAACGUGAACUCCGGGAGACUCCUGAACGUGUUCGGGAAGCUCUGGAAAGACUUAGAGAACUGUUGAAAGAGAACAAAGACAUUUACUUCGGCGAUGAAGACGAGAUAUUGACGAUAUUCCUCCGACCCUGCAAAUGGUACCCCGAAAGCGCUCUGGCGUUGAUGCGUCGGGCUGCAGAUUUUAAGCGCGACAACGCGAGUUUGUUGGAUGGUUUACUGCCAGAACACGAGAAGGAAGCUUUCCUGGAGCACAAAGUAGUAAAUGUAAUGAAGGGUCGUGAUGAUAAAGGAAGAAGAGUUCUCAUUGUCAACGUCGGAGGUAGCUGGAACACCAAAAAGGUGACGGCAGACCAGCUGUUCAGAUUAUUCUAUUUAAUCCACGAAGCUGCUAUGUUGGAACCAGAGUCUCAAGUCCGAGGAACCGUCGUCAUUAUGGACUUCUACAAAAUGGGCAUGAGUCAGACGAUGGGUCUAACUCCCGCGUUUUCUAAACGUCUGCUCACUUUCAUCCAAGACGCGUUACCUCUUAGAUUGAAGGAGGUGCAUUUCGUCAAGGAGCCCAUGAUCUUCAACAUGGUUUGGAAGCUGUUCAAGCCUUUGAUCAGGGAAAAGUUGAAGGGCAGGAUCUUCUUCCACGGCAGCAACAUGUCAUCUCUUCACAAGCAUUUGGCUCCUAGUCAUUUGCCCGCGGACUACGACGGUGCUUUGGGUCCCAUCGAUUAUUCUGGAGCCGACUGGUACCCCGUUGUCAACGAGGUGCUCCCACACAUACAGAACUGGAAUACAUACGGUUAUGUGAAGAAGGAAUAA
Messenger RNA from Danaus chrysippus (African queen), 879 nucleotides. NCBI's taxonomy places the organism in Eukaryota, Metazoa, Arthropoda, Insecta, Lepidoptera, Nymphalidae. The record is from the annotation of a GenBank genome assembly.